Messenger RNA from Maylandia zebra (zebra mbuna), 3176 nucleotides. RefSeq names its product U3 small nucleolar RNA-associated protein 14 homolog A. The record is from RefSeq and is a predicted model, not a curated record. Gene Ontology annotation, cellular component: small-subunit processome; nucleolus. Lineage: Eukaryota; Metazoa; Chordata; Actinopteri; Cichliformes; Cichlidae. Gene Ontology annotation, biological process: rRNA processing.
ACUGACCUGAAACAGCAAACGGACAUAAAGGUGCCUCUGGAUGAACAGAUAAUCAGCUUUGCAACAACAACAAAAAGAUUCUUCAGGAGCUUAUUGUUUGAUAAUGUGACAGUAUGUCCAAACUAUUAUAUUUUCACAACCACAAGGUACAAAGAGAAAUGAUAACUGUAUUAGAAGAUGCUUUCGACCAAGAAGGAGCCAUGGCUAAUAAAAGAAUAAAAACACAAGAGUAUUAUCAAAUGUGGGUCAAACAUUUAGUAUACACUCUGAAGCUGGUUAGUGUUUAUUACGUAACGUUCAUAGAAUAAUUAUGAAUUCUUAAACAUGUCUCCGCAUCAUCGACAGGAACAUUUUCAUCUCGUUAUUUAAGAUGAUAUUAUUGAUAAAAUGAUAAUGUACAGUGUGAAGUGGGACCCCCCCAAAAAACAAACCCCAGCAUAUUUUGCGACAGUGAACAACACUGUCGCAAGUUUCACGACAACGGGUUGUUUUACGGCACACGUGGGGCACGCAGUCGUCCCAGUUUAGUGCAUUGAGCUCCGGCAGUUGUUGCUUCAGCAUGGCUAAAGUUUCGAAAAAGAAAGCGAGUAAAAAGAAAACACGCUCCGGAGGUGCGGAGCAGAGCAACGAGGGGCAUCCAGACGUGAUUUACGACGACGAAAAGGAGGAGGAUGCGACUGAUGAUGAUGUUACUGUUGAGGACGAAGACGGGUACGAUGAACGAAAACGCCAAAAGUUGCUGGAGGCUAUCGGCACUCUCAGUGGUAAGAGGAAGAAAACUCUGGGGGAGAGGUCCGAGGCGGCCGUGCAUAUGUCCGAAUUUACGGUCAACGCAGAGGGCGAGGGCGACAAAGUCGAUUUGUCGGACUUGAUAGGGUCCAUGAAGACAACUCCUGGACUCUCAGGCAAGAGCAAGAAGCGGCUGAAGAAUUUGGAGCAAAGCAGAAAGACCAUAGAGUGCCCGCUAAGCAAGCAGGAGAGCGAGAGGAUAAGGAGAGAUUUGGCUUUUCAGAAGGUUUCCAAAGAGGUGAGCCACUGGAAGAGUGUCAUCAGACAGAAUGAGAGGGCUGAGCAGCUGGUCUUCCCUCUCAAUCAGGAGCAUUCAGGCCCCAAGCCCAUUGAGAGGGUGGUGAUGGACUGGAAGGCUCAGACUCCGCUUGAGCAAGAAGUCUUCACUCUCCUGUCUGCCAACAAGCAGCCUAUUAACGACCCCAUUCUUACUCCCACUGAGGAGGCCUCCAUGAAAGCGAUGAGCCUGGAGGAAGCUAAGGUACGUCGUGCAGAGCUGCAGAAGGCCCGGGCUCUUCAGUCCUACUACGAGGCCAAGGCGAGGAGGCAAAGGAAGAUCAAGAGCAAGAAAUACCACAAAGUGCUGAACAAGGCCAAAUCCAAGGAUUUCCAGAAGCAGUUUGAUGAGAUGGUGAAGAGAGACCCGGCUGCUGCGCUGGAGGAGCUCAAUAAGAUGGAGAUGGCGAGGAUGCAGGAGAGGAUGUCACUGAAGCACCAGAACAGCAGUAAGUGGGCCAGGUCCAAGGCCAUCAUGGCAAAAUAUGAUGAAGGUGCCCGCAAAGCUAUUCAGCAGCAGCUGGAAGUGAACAAAGACCUGACCCAGAAGUUGGUGACCUCACUGAACAAGGAAGAGGAGGAGACAAUGGAGGAAGAAGGUAACGCAGACGUGGUGCCUGACUUUGUGAAUGAUGCAGAGCAAGGACUGGAUUUUUCAAAUCCUUGGAUGACUGGAAAGCUCUCUCAAGACUGUGUGGAGAAGGAGACAAGUAAUGCUGUGACUAUUAGAGCUGAGGAAAAUGUAGCUGAGGAAGAGGAGGUGGAGGAGACAGAAGAAGAGGUGCUACUCAGAGAAUUUGAUAACAGGAGGAAACGGCGUCAAGCUCAGGAAGCUGACGCACCUGUAAUGCUUAUGGAGGAGGAAGAGGAGGAGGAGGAAAACAAAGAUGCUUCUGACAAAGAGGAAGAAGAGCUUUCAGAGUUCACAAGCCUUUUCAAAGGAUUAGCAGAGGGCUGUGGAGAGGCUGACACAGCAGCUGAGCUGGAAAAGGAGCUCAAAAUCAGGUGUCAAGAGGAUGAAGAGCUUCUCACACAGGGCAAGGAGGCAGAGGAGGAGGAAGCCACAGAUAAAGGACCUGUUGUUCCGCAGCAUCCUCCAGCCACAGAAAACACACAAAAGACGGGCAAAAGCAGGAAGAGGAGGAAAGGGAUUGAGCUGAAACAAGUUCUCACCAAGGGCGCACAGGUCCUGCAGGUUCCCUUUGCUCCCACCAUCGAGGAUGCAGAGGACUCGGAGGAAAAGCUGGACCAGAGGGGGCUCAUUAAAGAGGCCUUCGCUGGAGAUGACAUCAUCUCUGACUUUCUGAAGGAAAAGAGGAAGCAAGAGGAUGCAGGGAAGCCUAAAGCAGUAGACCUGACACUACCUGGGUGGGGUGAGUGGGGAGGGGGAGGACUGCAGCCAUCAUGCAGAAAACGCAGGAAGUUCAGGAGAAAGAUGACCCCACCCACACCCAGGAAAGACCAGCAUCUACCAGGUGUCAUUAUCUCUGAGAAGAGGAGCAGCUCCAUCAGGCUCCACCAGGUCAACGCGCUGCCCUUUCCCUUUGAGAGCCCCUCAGUCUUUGAGAACACCAUCCGCUCUGCGCUUGGCCGCACCUGGAACACAGAGCGCACUGUCAAAAAGGUCACCAAGCCCAAGGUCGUCACCAAGCUGGGCGCCAUCAUCGAGCCCAUGACUCGGGAGGAGCUAGUGAAGGACAAGAACGGAGCGUCUGCAGGAACCAGCAGUAGUGUGAAAAGAAAACCUUAAGAGCUUAAAAGAAGCUGUUUUGUGGACAUUAUUAAAACAUCGCUUCACAACAUUUCUUUCCCUGCUGCAGUGGAAUUGAUCUGUAAUGUCAGAAUAUUUGAAGUGACUAAAUAUCAUUAAUAAUUUUGUUUUAUGUUUCAGGGGCUGAUCUGAUCAAAUGGUGAUGAGAUCUUUUAAAUGUUAUAUUUGUUGAGAACCCCUGAAAUAAUUCUUACUGGAGUUGAACUUGUGCUGUUUCACCCUGUAGUUGGAGCCCAAACUGUGAGACACACUGUAGAAAACAAAUAUCUCAGAAUGUCGAGAUGUCUGCUUUGUAACUUCUUGGAGAAAAUGUGCUUUUUAAUUACACUCUUAUACUGAC